Messenger RNA from Trichoderma gamsii, 1092 nucleotides. RefSeq names its product D-xylulose reductase A. The transcript is spliced from 2 exons. Gene Ontology annotation, molecular function: zinc ion binding; L-iditol 2-dehydrogenase (NAD+) activity. The record is from RefSeq and is a predicted model, not a curated record. Bases 1 to 1092 code for a protein of 363 amino acids. Gene Ontology annotation, biological process: D-sorbitol catabolic process. Lineage: Eukaryota; Fungi; Ascomycota; Sordariomycetes; Hypocreales; Hypocreaceae.
AUGGCGACUCAAACCAUUAACAAGGAUGCAAUCAGCAACCUUUCGUUUGUCCUGAACAAGCCCGGCGACGUCACCUUCGAGGAGCGGCCCAAGCCCACCAUCGCCGACCCCAACGAUGUCCUUGUCGCCGUAAACUACACCGGAAUCUGUGGCUCAGAUGUCCACUACUGGGUGCACGGCGCCAUCGGCGACUUCGUUGUCAAAGACCCAAUGGUUCUCGGCCACGAGUCUGCUGGCACCAUCGUCGAGGUCGGCUCUGCCGUCAAGCACCUCAAGGCCGGCGACCGCGUUGCUCUCGAGCCCGGCUACCCAUGCCGACGAUGUACAUUCUGCCGCGCCGGCAAAUACAACCUCUGCCCGGACAUGGUCUUCGCCGCGACGCCGCCAUACCACGGCACCUUGACCGGGCUGUGGGCUGCUCCCGCCGACUUCUGCUACAAGCUGCCAGACAACGUGUCGCUGCAGGAGGGCGCGCUGAUCGAGCCGCUCGCCGUGGCCGUCCACAUUGUCAAGCAGGCGCAGAUCCUGCCCGGCCAGUCGGUCGUCGUGUUGGGAGCCGGCCCUGUAGGCCUCCUCUGCGCUGCCGUGGCGAAGUCAUACGGCGCAUCAAAGGUUGUCAGCGUCGACAUCGUCCAGUCCAAGCUGGAUUUUGCCAAGAGCUUCUGCUCCACGCACACCUAUGUAUCACAGCGAAUCUCGCCCGAGGAGAACGCCAAAGCCAUCAAGGAGCUUGCGGAUCUGCCCAUCGGUGCCGACGCCGUCAUCGAUGCCAGCGGCGCAGAGCCGUCUAUCCAGGCGGGCGUCAACGUUGUCCGUGUGGGAGGCACUUAUGUGCAGGGCGGCAUGGGCAAGCCCGACAUCACAUUCCCCAUCCUGGCCAUGUGCAUCAAGGAGGUUACGGUCCGAGGAUCGUUCCGUUAUGGAGCUGGAGAUUACGAGUUGGCCGUUGAGCUUGUCAGGAGUGGCCGCGUUGAUGUUAAGAAGUUGAUUUCGAGCGUUGUUGGCUUCAAGCAGGCAGAGGAGGCGUUCGAAAAGGUCAAGACUGGGCAGGUGAUUAAGAUUUUGAUUGCCGGACCCAACGAGAAGGUGUAA